AUGUAUGCGUAUGCGGUGAAGCAUCUGCUGUACACUCCCCCGGAGCCUGUGCCACUGCCCCCGUCGCUCCCGGGCCCGAGCAGACCUCCGGCUGUUGUUGUACCUUCGAGCUCGCGCCAGCAACCUUCGGGCUCGCGCCAGGAACCUUCGAGCUCGCGCCAGGAACCUUCGAGCUCGCGCCAGGAACCUUCGAGCUCGCGCCAGCAACCCUCGAGCUCACGACAGCAGCCCUCAACGAUCAUACGCAAGAGGUCCUCGAGUCUGUUUAACCAGCCAUCGAGCUCAAAGCAGUACCCGCAACGAGAACUAGAGAUAGACGAAAUGAGUAUAACAGCCCUUGCCAAUAUCGAAGUCGAUUCUUCAUGCGACAAGGAGCCUGCCGAGACGGAAUGCGAUAGUAUGGAACAGUCGUGGGUCUCCAGAGCACUGGAUAUACUGCACCACACGUAUCUUGUCAUGAUGGACGAUGAGCUCACUCUCGCGCCCAUAGACCCGAACCCUCGGAAAAUACUGGAUGUGGGCACAGGCACUGGGAUAUGGGCUAUCGACAUGGGAGAGAGAUAUCCAUCUGCCGAAGUCAUUGGAACCGAUCUCUCACCUAUUCAGCCCUCAUGGGUCCCCCCAAAUGUACAUUUCCAGAUUGACGAUGCCGAGUCCGAAUGGACCUUUCCUAAGAACUACUUCGACCUGAUACACAUCCGUCACCUCAGCGGAGCCAUCAAAGAUUGGGAAAUUCUCUAUACCGAAGCCUACAAACACUGCAAACCCGGUGGUUGGAUCGACAUCGCCGAAUACGAAAUGGACAUCUUCAGCGACGACGGAACCCUCCCGCCCGACUGCGAGCUCAAGAAAUUCUAUACACUCGUCUCGCAGGCCGCCGAUAUUACUGGCCGCGAAUUCAACAGCUCUGCCAACUUGCUCCCCGUCAUUGAGAAGGUUGGUUUCGUUAAUGCGCACCAUACAAUGGUCAGGAUGCCACUGGGUCCCUGGGCGGCGGACAAGAAGCAGAAGGAGGUUGGCGCAUAUUUACUACUAAGUACGGAGACUGGCUUCGAGGCGUUUGGGAUCAAGUUGUUUACGCAGGUGUUGGGGAUGGGCACCGAGGAGGCGGGAGCGCUGAUCGGGGCGGCGCAGAAGCAGGCGAACAGUAAGAAGAUGCAUGUGUAUGGGAAACAUCAUCUUUAUUAUGCGCAGAAGCCGUUGGAUGCGCAGAGUUAG
Molecule: messenger RNA, 1218 nt
Organism: Morchella sextelata
Lineage: Eukaryota; Fungi; Ascomycota; Pezizomycetes; Pezizales; Morchellaceae
Exons: 7
Coding region: 1-1218 (405 amino acids)
Molecular function (GO): methyltransferase activity
Source: RefSeq, a predicted model, not a curated record